This is a messenger RNA of Leptinotarsa decemlineata (Colorado potato beetle), 891 nucleotides long. RefSeq lists its product as uncharacterized. NCBI's taxonomy places the organism in Eukaryota, Metazoa, Arthropoda, Insecta, Coleoptera, Chrysomelidae. The record is from RefSeq and is a predicted model, not a curated record.
AGUACUGCAUUGUUAGUUGUCUAAUUGUAGGAUGUCACACAAAUUUGUGUCGUUAAGAAAUUUAAAAUGUUUAUCUUAACUUCCUCUUCAUUUUACAAUGAGAUAAACAGCUUCCUUUCCGAAUGUAUUACAAUAACAAAUAAAGAUAUUUUUAGUCAUUAUCAUGUGCUUGAUCCAGGGUACUGAAUAACUCAUCGGCAAACCAGAAAUCUCCAUACUGAAUAGCCAAAUUCAGGGACUACUAUUAAGUUCCAGUUGGUUUUUGGCUGAAACAAUGACAAGGUUUUAUUGGAGAAAAUAUCGUUCUUUGGGGGUUGUAACAACUUUAGCUAUACUUUACUUGAUAGUCAGAGCCAAGAACUAUGAACACAAAGCAUUUGUAUUUCUUGCAAACGUUCACCCCAGUGAGCCUUGGGAGUUUGUGGCUGAUUUUAGUAACAUGAAAUAUCUGAACCCAACAAUAAUCGAUUUCAACUUAUUGGACGAGAGUGGUGAUUAUGGACACUGGAAAUACUCUCUUGAAUAUUCCGAAAAACUAUCCCACUGGCCACAUUCAUUCAACACCGCAGUUGCCCACUUCAAUAUCAAAGCCUCUCCGAAGAAAGACUCCUACUUCAUACAUUCUACACAUAAAACUUGUUUAUUAUUUGGCUUGUACUGCUUAAACUCUGUGAGCGAAUUCAAGUUCUCUCAUGGUAAUUCGUCAAAGGGAGCUUCUUGUGAGGAAAAUAUUCAGUAUCAGUGUCCGACCGUCUUGUCGUCUUUUUGCAGAAGAGAGGUGGUGUAUCAGAGAAAAGCAAUCAUGAAUAAUUUGUUCAAGAAGUUUGAUGGGAGGAAAUUUUAAAAAAUUUAAUAAAUAUGUGCUAUAAGCCAAUUAUAUUUUUAUAUCUU